CUAAAACUUAAUACACUAGAAUUACCAAGUCAAUUUUAAAUAUUUCACAAGACGAUGCUACAAAGAUUUCUACUAACUAUAACGAAACUUUUCUUGACACUUUCCUAUCCUUUUCCAGCUGAUUCACAAGAGGAUUUAGUACAACCAGAUGAAACACACUUAGAGGGUGUUCCUGUCUUUAUUCAGCAUCCUAAACCAUUGUAUUACACAACAAAAAAUAAACCAGCUACAAUAGAAUGUGUUGCUGAACCAGUUUCACAUGCCGCUAUCAAAUGUGCUGAACAGACAAUACCAUACAAAGGCCCCGGUGAGUCAGGAACAUUGGAGAUUCAAAGGCUGAACUCAGACAAUUUACCAGAUCCAGAAGGUAAACGUUGGAAACUACGCUUAGAAGUCAGAGCUCGAGAUGUAGAAGAAUGGUUUGAUACAUAUGUUUGUCAUUGUGAAGCAUGGAACAAAGUGGUUAAGCUACAACGACCGAAGAAAGUUAUCAGCAAUGCAACAGAAAUCAAAGAAGCCUACUUGGACGAAAAGUUUCAACUAGAACCAGUUUCGACAGAUUUGGCUGUCAGUAAACGUCUUGUGCUAACAUGCCUACCACCUGAAGGAGAUCCUGAUCCUGAAGUUUAUUGGUUAAAAGAUGGAAAACGUGUUGAUGUUAAAUCAUUUCCACACAUUAUUAUUAAUGACUAUAAUCAUUUGAUCAUAGAGAAUACAACCACUGCAGACAGUGGAAAUUAUACAUGUGUAGCAGCCUGUCUUAAUGGGGAGAAAAGACGUGCUGUUGCUCGAGUUAAUAUUUUCCCUUAUAAUUCUGUCAUGAAUCGACCGUUAGCUGGUGAUUUAACUAGUUGGGGUGAGUGGGGAGCAUGUCAUAAACUUACAACAGACGGAAGCAAUGCACGAAUAGUUUGUCAGCAAACUCGUAGUCGUUUAUGUGCCAAUCACAUAACUUCAAAAACUGAAUUGAAAUCACUUGAUAUGAAUCAUCUAGCAAUGGAUCAGUGUCCCUUGCCUUUAUUCCAGACAAGGAAUUGCUCUGCAAGUCAGUGUGUCAGCUCUAUGAAUAAAAUUGUUCCCAAGGGAAUACACCUUUCAGACAUGAAACCACCGACCACUACAUCAAAGAUGCCAAGUUCACAAAUGUUUAAAACUCGAGAAAUCGCAAUUUAUGUCGGCUUAUUUUUAUCUUUAGCUGUACUGCUGGCAGUAAUUGCUAUAGUGGCUUUAAUAACUAGACGAAAAAGUUUGAAAUUUUCUACUGCUCGAGCAAUUCGCUAUUCUGCUUGUCUUCAGAGUGAGUGGUUUGCUUUUUUUUCUGUGUGCAGCUAAAUAAUGACGAUAUCUUUAGGGUAGUCCUUGAGGAGUAGAGAGAUAGGAUGGCAGCCAAUCAAUAUGAGACUAAUUAUGUUUGUAGUAGCAGUGAAAAUAUCAAUAUUUUGGUAUGCUGGAUUGAUAAAAGAGGGAAAUGUAAGUCCUGAGCACAACCGAGAACUAUUAACGAAC
Schistosoma turkestanicum is the source of this 1506-nucleotide messenger RNA. NCBI's taxonomy places the organism in Eukaryota, Metazoa, Platyhelminthes, Trematoda, Strigeidida, Schistosomatidae. The record is from the annotation of a GenBank genome assembly.